AGCACCCGUAGCAUGGAUUUGUUACCAAGGCAGCCAGGAAGAAGCUGUGCAGCGGGCAGGCGCACUGGUAUCUAUGGGUAUCUGAGUAAACCAAAACCUUUUUGGACUGAUGCUGCUGGAACCAUUAUGGGCACUGCAUCCUCUAUGGUGAGCCCAGGAGAGGUGAUUGAGGAUGGAUAUGGCGGUGAAGGUGGGGAGGCCUGUGAGAUCCCAGUGGAAGUAAAGCCCAAAGCUCGACUCCUGCGCAGUUCAUUUCGUAGAGGGCCUCGUGUGAUCGGGGCCAGUUUCAAAUCCACUGGUUCUGUGGAUCUAGAAUAUGCUGCAGAGUAUGAAAGGCUCCGUAAAGAGUAUGAAAUCUUCCGUGUGAGCAAGAAUAAUGAAAUCUCAUCAAUGCAGAAGAAGGAGGCCAAGUUGGAUGAGGAGAACAAGAGGCUGAGAGCUGAGUUACAGGCUCUGCAGAAAACCUACCAGAAAAUACUUAGAGAGAAAGAGAGUGCUCUUGAGGCAAAGUACCAAGCUAUGGAGAGGGCAUCCACCUUUGAACAUGACAGGGACAAAGUUAAACGACAGUUUAAGAUUUUCCGGGAGACAAAGGAAAAAGAGAUUCAGGAUCUCCUGCGGGCCAAGAGAGAGCUUGAAGCCAAGUUGCAGCAGUUGCAGGCCCAGGGCAUCCAGGUCUGUGACCCAGAUGACUCUGACUCAGAUGACAACCAAACUACUGUCACUGCUACAGGGACACAUUGCGAGUACUGGGGUGGUGGUGUUUUGGGAAGUGAGCCCUCGAUGGGGAGCAUGAUGCAGUUGCAACAAACCUUCCGGGGACCAGAAUUUGCUCAUAGUUUGAUUGAUGUGGAGGGGCCUUUUGCAAAUGUGAGCAGAGAUGACUGGGAUGCUGCAGUGGCCAGUCUACUCCAAGUGUCCCCUCAUGUGCCCCAGGCCUUAUGGAGUAACACAGUACGCUGCUACCUCAUCUUUACCCAGGAGACCAAGGCAGAACUGGAUAUCUUCAUUAAGAAACACUCUCCUGUUCUGAGGAAGAUGUGUGAGGGUCUUGGCCAUUUCUACUUGAAUGUGAGCUUCCCAGAGGAGAAUGCUGCCUGUUACGCUGUGGAACGCAAGCAGGAAAUUGAAAGGAGUGCUGUGUGCGUACUCCUCCUCAAAUCCACAGUCUCCAGCUCUGUGGUGGAAGACUGUGAGGAAGCUUUUGUAAGGAAUCCAGACUGUCAUCCACUAGUGCUCUAUGUCAGAACUGCAGAAGAUCACAGUUUUACUGGAGCCACAAAGCAAAUCCUGGAGAGAGUUACCACUGCAGACAAGGCUGCAAAAGUCAAGGUGGUGGAUCAUAGUGGCUCUCCAGAGGAUGGGGCAAACAGGAUUUAUGUUCAGCUACAGAAGGUCAUUAGACAGGAGUUGCUGGGACUGGAUGGAGCAGAUGUUGACUCAAAGGAUUCUGGACUAGAGGAAGGACGUGAAGAAGACUCAGGAGAUAUGCUGUGGGACCUGCACGAUGAGCAGGAACAGAUUGAGUCCUACCAGCAGUCCUGUAAUACCACCUCACACUUUGGUUUCCAGAAGUAUAUAGAUCGUCUGAAUGAUAUGAUAACAGCUCCUCCUCCGACACCGCCUCUGUUGGUGUCUGGUGGUCCAGGCUCGGGAAAGUCACUCCUGAUCUCUAAAUGGAUUGACUUGCAUCAGAAGCACUCCCCAAACACUUUGUUCCUUUAUCAUUUUGUUGGUCGUCCUCUAUCCACCAGCUCGGAACCUGUUCUAAUUAUCAAGCGCCUAACAGUCAAACUGCUGCAGCACUUUUGGUCCAUUUCUGGCUUUUCCAUGGAACCCAGUAAGAUCCUGGAAGAGUUCCCCCGCUGGCUUGAAAGGCUAUCAGCACGCCAUCAAGGAAACAUUAUCAUCAUCAUUGACUCCAUUGACCAAAUACAGCAAGCUGAAAGGCAUAUGAAGUGGUUGAUUGACCCGCUCCCUGUUAAUGUCAGGGUUGUGGUGUCUGUGAACGUGGAAACAUGUCCUCAGGCAUGGAGGUUAUGGCCCACACUCCACUUAGAUCCACUAAGUCCCAGAGAGGUGAAGAGUGUUAUUAAUGCAGAGUGUCAGAGCAUUGACCUCAGGCUGACCAAGGACCAGGAGAAGAAACUGGAAAGACACUGUCGCUCUGCAUCAACCUGCAACGCUUUGUACGUCACACUGUUGGCGAGGAUGAUAACAAGCAGCAAAUCUUGUUGGUCACUGGAGAAGAUCCUGGAUCAGUGUCUACAGUGUCAGGACACCAUGUCAUUAUACCGCCUCGCACUCAAGAUGGUGUUAAAUUCCCGCAGCACAGACAGAGAGCAGCACAUUAUGAGAGAGAUACUCUGCCUCGUCUGUGCCAGCCACAAUGGAGUGAGCGAGUCUGAGGCCCUGGACCUUUUCGUAGACCUUGAGUUCCCAGUUCUGUCCUCAAUGCUCUUUCAUCUGAACAGACUCUGCAUCGUAACGCUUCGUUGUGGCCUCAUACAAUUCCAACACUUGCAGGCAUGGGAAGCUGUAAGGUUAGAGUGGCUGAGUGGAGGAAGUAGCACUGCUACCUACAGAGAAAAACUGAUCCAUUACUUCAGUCAACAACUCAGCCAGAACAGUGUGACUUGGCGUGUCGCAGAUGAACUUCCCCGGCUGCUCCAACAGCAGCAAGACAAGACCAAACUGCAGCUCAGCCUCCUGAACUUAUUUGUCUCUCAGAAUCUCUACAAGAGAGGUCAUUUCUCUGAGCUGCUAGCCUAUUGGCAGUUUGUGGGAAAAGAUAAAAGCUCCAUGGCCACUGAGUACUUUGACUCCCUGAAACAAUAUGAGAAGAGCUGUGAGAGCGAAGACAGUAUGACCAAACUGGCUAACCUGUACGAAACCUUAGGACGUUUCCUCAAAGAUCUGGGUCUGCCGAGUCAGGCCGUGGCCCCUUUGCAAAGGUCUCUUGAGAUCAGGGAGACUGCUUUGGACCCAGACCAUCCCAGUGUAGCUCACUCCUUGCACCAGCUGGCUGGGGUUUAUGUUCAGUGGAAGAAGUAUGGUAACGCUGAGCAGCUGUAUAAGCAGGCCCUGGAGAUAAGCGAGAAUGCCUAUGGUGCUGAGCACGCUAGCGUGGCACGGGAGUUAGAAUCACUUGCCAUGCUCUACCAGAAACAAAAUAAGUACGAACAAGCAGAGAAACUCAGGAAGCAAUCAAUGAAGAUACGUCAGAAGACCGCUCGCCAGAAAGGUCAUAUGUAUGGCUUCAGUUUGUUGCGGCGUCGAGCCUUGCAGCUGGAGGAGCUGACUCUGGGAAAAGACUCAGCUGACUGUGCCAAAACCCUUAAUGAACUGGGUGUCUUGUACUACCUCCAGAACAACUUAGAUGCUGCUAAGGUGUUCUUGACCCGGUCCCUAGAAAUGCGCCAGCGUGUCUUGGGUUCAGAUCACCCAGACUGUGCUCAGUCCCUCAACAACCUGGCUGCACUGCACACAGAGAGGAGGGAGUAUGAGACAGCUGAGGACAUGUAUGAGAGGGCGCUGGACAUCCGCAAGAAGGCUUUGUCCCCAGAUCACCCGUCACUGGCAUACACACUCAAACACUUGGCCAUGCUCUAUAAACGCAGAGGGAAGUUGGAAAAGGCUGUGCCACUCUAUGAGCUGUCAUUGGAAAUUAGGGAAAAAAGUUUUGGGCCCAAACACCCCAGUGUGGCGACAGCGCUGGUCAACCUGGCAGUAAUCUACUGCCAGCUGAAGAAGCACAGCGACGCCUUACCUCUUUAUGAACGAGCACUGAAAGUGUAUGAGGACAGUUUGGGUCGCUCACACCCACGAGUUGGAGAGACCCUGAAAAACCUGGCUGUGCUUAGCUAUGAAGAGGGUGACUUUGAGAAAGCAGCAGAGCUUUAUAAGCGUGCAAUGGAGAUCAAGGAGGCGGAGCCGUCGCUUGUAUGUGGGAACACUCCUUCCCACCAUUCCUCCACUGGUGACACCUUCAGUCUAAAAGGACCUGCUCCUCUUCCACCAAACCAGAGGUGGGCAGGGAGUUUCAGGUGCAGAAGUCUCUGUUUGCUGCUGGUUUUCCGGUACCUCAGCCCCUGUUACACUGCACCGAUUCCAGCGUCAUUGGAACAGAGUUCUAUGUGAUGGAACAUGUAAAGGGCCGGAUAUUCAGGGAUCUUCAGCUCCCUGGAGUAAGCGCAGCAGAAAGGACAGCUUUAUAUGUGGCUGCUGUGGAAUUGUUGGCAAAGCUACACUCACUGAACGUUGCCUCCCUGAAACUUGAAGGGUAUGGGAGAGGACCCGGUUACUGCAAAA
Molecule: messenger RNA, 4311 nt
Organism: Thalassophryne amazonica
Lineage: Eukaryota; Metazoa; Chordata; Actinopteri; Batrachoidiformes; Batrachoididae
Gene: nphp3
Product: nephronophthisis 3
Exons: 30
Coding region: 13-4140 (1375 amino acids)
Biological process (GO): determination of left/right symmetry; convergent extension; kidney development
Molecular function (GO): protein binding
Source: RefSeq, a predicted model, not a curated record